This is a messenger RNA of Triplophysa dalaica, 2216 nucleotides long. RefSeq lists its product as uncharacterized. The coding region runs from base 342 to 851 and encodes 169 amino acids. The record is from RefSeq and is a predicted model, not a curated record. The transcript has 5 exons. NCBI's taxonomy places the organism in Eukaryota, Metazoa, Chordata, Actinopteri, Cypriniformes, Nemacheilidae.
AAUGAACUACAGCAAACCCCUCCGUUUGCUCAUGGAAAAACAGCAGCGGAGCAUAUUCGCCGGAACCUUCGAAACUUUUAAAUGUUAAAAUGUACUAACAGGAGAAGUACACUCGACCUUAAACUAACGUUAGUUAGUGACACCGAGCUUCUGUAAAAUUAUACCAAAUUUUUAGUGUUUUUACUCUUCGUGGGUAAAUUUCUUUCCUAGCACGUUAGCAAAGCGACUUCCUCCCUGUGUAUGAGGUAACGUACAGAUGCUGUGCUAGCUGUGUUAUUAAUAACGCGUUUAAAAGGUGAUAUUUGAUAUGAUAUGAUAAUUGAUACCAACUGGUGAGAAGCAUGGAGCUGUACUGGUACAUAGUCGUCAUAGUAUUUAUUAUGAUUAAAAUCUUCUUCUACAUCUGCUGGUACCGCUCAAGGCAAAGACAACUGGCUGCAUAUCUCAGCAAUCCUCGCAAUGCACAGAUUGUCAUUGUGGGAGGAAGAGCUUACCUGCACCAGAUCUGUGAAAGGCAAAAUACAUCAAUCUGGCCCAGUUGGUACGGCGUUCAGGACGAUGGCUCAGCAGGCGAACCGUCCGCCUCUCUUCCACCAUCAUCAUCGCUUUCUCAUCUGGACAUGCCUCCACCGUAUGAGGCUGUUUCUGGAGAAAACGAUCUGAAGCCUCCGCCGUACAGCGAGAUUGCUCAAAAUGACGACACCGACACAUCCCUGAGCAUCACCAUCCCGGAGGGUCACGAUUCUAGCACCAUCACCGAUGCUCCACCUCCUUAUACGCCCAGUGUCAUCUCUCCAACCAAUCAGCAAGUAGACAACAGCCAGUCACAGUCCGAGGGAAGGUCAAGUUAAACAUCUCCCCUAUUUAAAAGCAAGGGCUAAGCAACAGCUUUUUGCCCUCCCCAGGUUGUUUUUUUCCAUCUAGACUUAUUUAUUUUCCUCACAAGCCCCUUGAAAUGAUCUGAAAAGCUAUAGAAAGAAAAAUAAUAUUGGGUCUCUAAAAUAAGAGAAUUUGGAUAGUGCUUGAUAAGCCGUAUAAGAAAUAACUGGCUCAAUGCCAUCUGCUGGCAGAGUUGAGAACUUCUAUGCCCAUGCUGGUGAAACCGGUGCUUUUAGUUCACUCAUGCCUUAUGCUCAUUUUAGCCAGCAUCACGACAGGGCAUAGCUGUAUGAGAGAUGCCUCACAAUCCAGUUAUUUUAGACAAGAAUAUUCACAAAUAUUUUUUUGUGACAGUCCUGGGAACUGAUGUUUUGAGCAUCAGCAGUUUAUAUCACGUAAACGUUUUUUCUUUCAAUCUUCUCUAAAGUCUCAAAGGGAGAGGUUUGAGUAUGGAGGUCUAGCCUCAGGUUUAUUUAUAACCUCAAUUUAUAUGUGAUGACAAUUAAAAAAAACUUUGCCCUCUUAAGCACUUUUUAAUGUUUUGUAAUUGCCUUAAUUCUGUCUGUUGGUAUGUGUCCAAUAUACAUGAAUCAACCAGAGCCGGUGUGGAUAGUGUGGCUAAUGGUUAUGAGUCGUGUAAAUGUGCAGCAGUCAUACUCCGUGUCGUAUCGCUUUUCAGGUAACUGUAAUAACCGAUGCAUUCAAAUCACAGUGCCCUUAUGAACUGAACUAGAAAUCAUCUGCUUGGAAGUGUGCGCAUGUGUUAAAUGUCUGAUAAACCCUAUCAGAACUUCCUCGUGAAAAUGAUGAUGUGCUUUGGUGAGCGCAUAGUCAUCUCUGUGCAACUGCAUAUUCCAGGUUCACAUAAUGGGAACAAUAUUCUUUUUGUAUUUAAAAAAAAGUCCACAUGAAAGGAUGUAAUGUAAUGUAAUGGCUGGAAUGCACUACAAGACUUUUAAAAUCUGAACAGAUUUUUUUAAACUAGACGUCAUACACUUGCAGACUUUUUGAAAGUUUCAGAUAGAAAGACACUACCGGAUCAAAUCUCCUGACUGGCACAGACUUUCAGCAACAAGUCCAAACCGAAAAUCUGGCCAAAAUCUGAGCAAAAGUCUUGUAAUGUACUUUAGCCUUAAGUGUGUUUUUAGAAAAUGUGUGUAGUUUUUCCUCCAAGUCCUUUCACAUCCACUAUAUAAUAUCAUUUAAUCAUGAUUUGAUUUAAAUAGCUAAUUCUGCAACAUGUAUUAUCUCAUUUAGACUGAAGUACUGUAUAUGCUAUUUUUGUAUUUAUGGAAAACCCUUCGAAUCUCUUUCAAAAAUAAAGUUGGGUAAAAUUG